CUCAACCCUACUUUCAGGCCUUUCAAUUGCGCAAAUUGUUUCUCUCUCUACGGCAUCUGCCCAGUAUUUUUUCAUGAACAUUUUUUCAUAAAAAUAUACAGACAAACCUAACUACUGAUUGUUGUUUAUUGUAUCUCCAGUGAGCGUUACCCCCGCCGCCCAGGAAUUUUGGUGAAUUGGGGGAUUUGAGUUAUUAGUCGAAAUCACACACACACACUAAAAAAGAAAAAUUAAUGGGGAGAAAGAAGCCGAGUAACCGUGAUGAGGAGAGCGGCCCCACAGGUGUUGCUGCGGGAGGUAAAUCAAAGAAGAAGGGAUUUAUGAUCGACGAUGAUGAGUACUCUAUGGGAACUGAAUUAUCAGAGGAGGCUGUUGUUCCGGAAGAGAAGGUAGCACCAGUAGGUAAACAAAAGAAGGGCAAGAAGGGUGGAUCAAAGAAAGUAGAGCUGAAUGACGAGGAUGAAGAAUUGGGGGCUAAUGUGGUUGAAGAGGAAGAUGAUGAUGCUCCGGUAAUCAAAUUUGAUGGUAAAAAGAAGUCUAAGGGGAAAAAGAGCACAGGUUUUAGUGCUUCGAGUUUUGGGUUAUUGGGAGAAGAUGAGGAGGAAGACGAUCAUGGAAGGAAGGAUAAUGAUGAGGAGGAUGAAGAAGCAGAUCCACCGGUGAUUGCAUUUUCUGGGAAGAAAAAGCCUUCAAAGAGUAAGAAGAGUGGAGGUGGUAUGGCUUCUGCUUUUGAUUUGCUUGGAGAAGAGGAAGAGAGUAAAGACAACGACGAGAGUUCCAAGGAGGAAGAUGAGGAUAUUGGAAUUACCUUUACUGGUAAAAAGAAGAAGUCGUCAAAGGGUUUGAAGAAGGGUUCCGGAAAUUCGUUUAGUGCAGCUUUGCUUGAUGAAGAAAAUGACGAGGAGGAAAUGCCUCGGAUUAAUUUUUCUGGUAAAAAGAAGUCAUCUAAAAAGAAGAGUGCAAGUGCUGAUACUGCUCCGGAGAGUGGGAAUGGUGAUGCAUCCUCUGAUGUUGUUGAACUGGAUCAACACAACGAGGAUUCUAAAAUUAAAAAGCAGACAAGUGAAGAUAUGGUGGAUACUUCAAAGAACAAAAAGAAGAAGAAGAAGGGUGGGAAAACUGGUCACGAAGAAGACGACUUGGAUAAAAUUCUAGCUGAACUUGGUGUAGCACCUCCGGAAUCAGCUUCUGCUGCAGCUCCAAUUGUACCUACUGCAGGAGAGAAGGUACAGAAGCAGUCUGAGAAAGAAGAGGCUGCUGCUGACAAGGAAGAUGAAGACGAAGGACCUGUGGAGUCUGUAGCAUCAAAGAAGAAGAAAAAGAAGAAGGAUAAAGAGAAAGAGAAGAAGGCAGCUGCAUCUGCCCCUGCAGUGGAAGAAACCAGAACCGAUACAAGUAACAUAGUACCAGGUAAGAAAGUUCCAAAGCAUGUCAGGGAGAUGCAAGAGAGAAUUGCCAAAAUGAAGGAAGAUAAAGAGAGGAAAGAGCGGGAAGAAGCGGAGCGACUAAGGAAAGAAGAAGAGGAGCGACUAAAGAAAGAAGAGGAAGAAAAGUUGAUAGAAGAGAAGAAGCGCUUGAAGAAGGAAAGGGAGAAGGAGAAGCUUUUGAAGAAAAAGCAAGAAGGGAAGCUUCUUACAGGGAAACAGAAGGAAGAAGCUCGGAGGUUGGAGGCAAUGAGGAACCAAAUACUAGCUAAAGCAGGUGGCCUGCAGAUACCCUCUGGAGAAACUACUGGAGCACCUGCCAAACGACCUUUGUAUCAGAAGAAAAAGCCAAAGUCACAAACUCAAUCUAAUGGAGCAUCCACCGUGGACAAUGUUGAGAGCACGGAUUCAAAAGAAAUCCAUGAAAUUGCACUGCAACAGGAUUCUGUGGAAGCUGAGAACGUUGAUGCUGUGGAGUCAUCGAGUACAAAGGAUACAGCUGGCACUAUUGAUGUAAUUGAAGAGAACGGAGUUGAUGAUGAGGAAGAAGAAGAAGAAGAUGAAGAAGAAGAAGAAGAAGAUGAAGAGUGGGAUGCUAAAAGUUGGGAUGAUGCCGAUUUGAAAUUACCUGGUAAAAGUGCAUUUUCAGAUGAAGAAGUUGACUCUGAGCCUGAACCUUUGCUUAAGAAGGAGAUAAAGAAUCCGAGGACUACAACUCAAGAUGUUGAACAGCCUUCUAUUACAACGAAGCCAAAUGAUUUGACUGAAAAGGCUGCCUCAACGGUUCCACUUAGAUCAGACAAGAAGAAUAUCAAACAAGUUCCUAAGGAGGAAACACCGAAAUCGGAUAGUGUCCAGAAAGAACUCCGGUCUCCUAUUUGCUGUAUUAUGGGUCAUGUUGAUACUGGUAAAACAAAGUUGCUUGAUUGCAUAAGAGGUACUAAUGUUCAAGAAGGUGAGGCUGGUGGGAUUACACAGCAAAUCGGAGCGACUUAUUUUCCUGCUGAGAACAUACGCGAGAGAACUAAGGAACUGAAAGCUGAUGCAAAGCUUAAUGUCCCAGGUCUAUUAGUGAUUGAUACACCUGGACACGAAUCUUUUACCAAUUUGCGCUCUCGAGGGUCAGGGUUAUGUGAGAUUGCAAUAUUGGUUGUCGAUAUAAUGCAUGGUUUGGAACCACAGACCAUUGAAUCGCUCAAUCUUUUGAAAAUGAGAAAUACCGACUUCAUUGUUGCUCUGAAUAAAGUGGACAGACUGUAUGGCUGGAAAACAUGCCGCAAUGCACCAAUAGGAAAAGCAAUGAAGCUACAGUCAAAAGACGUCCAAAUGGAAUUUAACAACAGGCUGACUCAGGUUAUCACACAGUUUAAGGAGCAAGGUCUCAAUACUGAAUUGUAUUACAAGAACAAAGAUAGGGGGGAGACUUUCAAUAUUGUUCCCACUAGUGCCAUAAGUGGUGAAGGCAUCCCUGAUAUGUUGUUGCUACUGGUUCAAUGGACUCAAAAGACAAUGAUCGAAAGACUUACAUUUAGCAACGAAGUGGAGUGUACUGUUUUGGAGGUUAAAGUCGUUGAAGGACAUGGGACAACAAUAGAUGUGGUGUUGGUGAAUGGCGUGCUGCACGAAGGAGAUCAAAUAGUUGUUUGUGGCUUGCAGGGGCCCAUUGUUACCACAAUUAGAGCAUUAUUAACACCCCACCCAAUGAAGGAGCUCCGAGUCAAGGGAACAUAUUUGCAUCAUAAAGAGAUCAAGGCUGCCCAGGGUAUCAAGAUCACUGCUCAGGGCCUUGAGCAUGCCAUUGCAGGCACUAGUCUCUAUAUUGUAGGGCCUAAUGACGAUUUGGAAGAUAUCAAAGCUACAGCCAUGGAAGAUAUGAAGUCUGUGAUGAGUAGGAUUGACAAAAGUGGCGAGGGAGUGUACGUUCAAGCAUCUACUCUUGGGUCGUUAGAAGCAUUGUUGGAGUUCUUGAAGACUCCUGCAGUUAACAUACCAGUCAGUGGUAUAAGCAUAGGUCCAGUACACAAGAAGGAUGUGAUGAAGGCAAGUGUCAUGCUUGAGAAGAAGAAAGAAUAUGCCACAAUAUUGGCCUUUGACGUAAAAGUAACUCAAGAGGCUAGGGAACUCGCUGAUGAGCUUGGUGUCACAAUAUUCAUCGCCGACAUUAUUUACCACCUGUUUGAUCAGUUUAAGGCUUACAUAGAUAAUCUUAAGGAGGAAAGGAAGAAAGAAGCUGCUGACGACGCAGUUUUUCCCUGUGUCCUCAAGAUCAUCCCAAACUGUGUGUUCAAUAAGAAGGAUCCCAUUGUUUUAGGAGUUGAUGUCGUUGAAGGCACUGCAAAGAUUGGAACUCCUCUUUGCGUCCCUCAAAGGGAAUUCAUUGAAAUUGGCCGUAUAGCUUCCAUUGAGAAUAACCACAAGCCUGUUGAUUAUGCCAAAAAAGGCCAGACGGUGGCCAUUAAGAUAAUUGGCAGUAACUCAGAGGAGCAGCAGAAGAUGGUUGGCAGGCAUUUCGAGAUCGAGGAUGAGCUUGUGAGCAAGAUCUCUAGAGCCUCACUCGACGCACUCAAAGAAAACUACAAGGAUGAUGUAACUCCAGAAGAAACGAAGCUGCUACAUAAAUUGAAAAGACUCUUCAAAAUCCCGUGAUUUUUCUGGAUAUUGAGUGAAGUGUUUUUGAUAUCGCCUGGGCUUUUGCUGAUAGAAGCAGGUAAUAAGAGACGUCGAGGGGCCUUACAUGAAAACCGAUUCUAGGCUUGUCUUGGAAUCAGAGUUGGAAUAUUCUCUGCAUAUGAAACCGUGUCGUAGUCCGAGGAAGUAUUUUGUCUCUUGAGUCUGUGAUGUUACCAAAAGCAACACAACUGCUUGUGAUUGAGGUUUCAAUACUAGAUUUUUCGUUUUUCUUAUUUGUAAACCAAAUGAUGUUUGAUGAGAUAUACUGAUGGGAAUUUUUUUGUGCGGCAAUAAACUGUACAACUCUCCCAAAUUGGGAUCUUCAAUACAGUUUCAGAAAAAAAAGAUGAUGUUAUUUUGAAA
Erythranthe guttata (spotted monkey flower) is the source of this 4457-nucleotide messenger RNA. Its product is annotated as eukaryotic translation initiation factor 2 (eIF-2) family protein. The record is from RefSeq and is a predicted model, not a curated record. Gene Ontology annotation, molecular function: GTP binding; translation initiation factor activity; GTPase activity. NCBI's taxonomy places the organism in Eukaryota, Viridiplantae, Streptophyta, Magnoliopsida, Lamiales, Phrymaceae. Gene Ontology annotation, biological process: translational initiation. Gene Ontology annotation, cellular component: cytoplasm; mitochondrion.